AUGGAGGUUGAUGUCACAGCAAUCGUCUAAUUCCUGUUGGACUUUAAACUUUUAUUUCCAAGCUAGUAGCCACACUGUGGCUGGCUACCAUGGUACCUCUUCCAAUUGAUGUUAGGUCGGCCAGGUACGUAAUAAAGUUGAACCGCGUAAGCUCCGGCCAACCAUAACUGUCCAAUUCCCAAUUCCCAAUUUGCGAAUUCCCAAUUUGCGGAGCCUCGAGCUUCCGGCGGGAAGAGUCGAGUUAGAACAAUUAUACGAGUUAUACGAGCCAACUUCGCACAAGGCCACAUUGCGUUACCUGCUCCUAUGGAUGUAUUAUCCCCUUUUCUAAUGUAAAACAGUGUUUGUAAUAACUACCUACUACUACCUUCUCCUGAACUUCUUUGAGUACCUGCAAAAAAUAUAGACGUGAAGAAGAGCUAUUGCUGCUCAAAGCUAUCUCGCCAUGGCUGAGAUCCGUCAGCGCAAGGGCAAAGGCCCCGCGAGGGACGAUGUUCGAACUGCUAUCGUCGAGGAGCUCGAUACCUCGGAGUCGGACACGCCCGCGCCCGCGCCCAAGCAGCCCAAGCCCAAGCGUAAAACGAAGGAGCUCGUCGACGACGACGAAGAGUAUAGCCCGUGGCUGGACGUCCUGCGCGUGCUCUCGUUCCUAUUCGUCGCGUCCUGCGGCCUUAGCUACCUCGUCUCGGGCGGCGAGUCUUUCUUCUGGAGCAUGCGGGCGCCACCCAAGUACAUGCAGCUGGACUGGUGGAAGAGCCAAUUGCGCGGUCCCAUAUACCUAACCCCCGCCGAGCUCGCCCAAUACGACGGCACCGACGAGUCUAAGCCCAUCUACCUCGCCAUCAACGGCAGCAUCUUCGACGUAUCAAGCAACCGGCGGACUUACGGUCCGGGCGGCUCGUACCGAUUCUUCGCGGGCGCCGACUCAGCGCGGUCCUACGUAACGGGGUGUUUCGCCGAGGACCGGACGCCCGAUAUGCGGGGAGUCGAAGACAUGUUCCUACCGCUAGACGACCCGGCCGUAGACUCGCACUUUGCGCCGGCAGAGCUCGCCGCGCUCAAGAAGAAGGAGCUCGAGGAGGCGAGGCAGAAAGUCCACGAGGGGUUGCUGCAUUGGGUCCGUUUCUUCGAGAAUAGCCCUAAGUACCCUAAGGUCGGCUACGUUAAGAAGGACAAGAGCUGGUUAGAUAAGGAGCCGAGGAAGAAGUUGUGCGAUGCGGCGGCGAAGGGUAGGAAGCCGAGGAAGAUCCCUGGCUCUGAAGAUUAAUAAGGUUUUAUUUCAAAUAUGUAUUUUAAUAGCGGGAAAGCGACGUGUAAAAACCUAGGAAAAGGAACUGAAUAAAAUUGGUUGGGACGGAUCGAUCACAUGUUGGACCUUUAGCUCAUUGAGUGUUAACUCGAGAACAUAAUAAAGGCUAAGGUGAUAUCGGCAAGUAACGUUCUACUAUUACGAGCGCUAAUAAUACUUCUAGACACCUACUAAAUGAAAUUUCAUAUAUUCACUCUUGAAGACCAUGAAGACAGUUUGUUUUUCUCUUUGGGAUUAAUGG
Messenger RNA from Daldinia loculata, 1550 nucleotides. Its product is annotated as cytochrome b5. Gene Ontology annotation, cellular component: endomembrane system; membrane. The transcript has 2 exons. Lineage: Eukaryota; Fungi; Ascomycota; Sordariomycetes; Xylariales; Hypoxylaceae. The record is from RefSeq and is a predicted model, not a curated record. The coding region runs from base 446 to 1267 and encodes 273 amino acids.